ACGUUUAUCCCCCCAUUGCGAUUCGCAGUGGUCGAACCGCAUCUUUAUCGAGGAAGCUAUCCCCGCCCAUUGAAUCUUGGAUUCCUAGAAUCACUUAAGCUUAAGACCAUCAUAUCACUCACGCCUGAGCCAUUGUCGCAAGACAUACAGCGCUGGGCUCACUCCCACGAUAUAUCCCUGGUUCACUUUGCACCAGUCAAGGGCAGCAAGAAAGAGGCGCCGCUUGACAACUCAGAGGCUACAAAAGUGGUGGAAUUAGCUCUCAAUCCAGAAAAUGCGCCCAUGUAUAUACACUGUCUGAAUGGAAGCGAAGUUACUUCGAUUGCAAUUUGUGCGUUGCGGAAGCUUCAAUUUUGGUCUCACCCCGUCAUAUUUUCAGAAAUGAUACGGUUCUCGGACAUACAUUCGUACUCGGAGAGAUUUCUUGAGAAUUUUGGCGGCGUAGAUACUGGUGUUGAUAUCGUGAUACCCAAAAGAAGAGUUGCUUGGCUU
This is a messenger RNA of Xylona heveae TC161, 492 nucleotides long. Its product is annotated as protein-tyrosine phosphatase. NCBI's taxonomy places the organism in Eukaryota, Fungi, Ascomycota, Xylonomycetes, Xylonales, Xylonaceae. The annotation marks the transcript as partial. The transcript is spliced from 3 exons. The record is from RefSeq and is a predicted model, not a curated record. Gene Ontology annotation, molecular function: phosphatase activity.